AUGUUAUCGUCUACGCUAUUUUUCGCCUCUCAUUUACUCCUCGGCGCGGGUGCUUUUCUUGUCUAUCCGACUUUCUAUGUCGAAACAUGGAUGGAACAUGGGUUGAACGAGGCUUGUGGAAAAGCCCUCUUGACAGAUAUCGACUGCGACAGCAAUCUGAAUGGAAUGGGACGCACUGGGUGGCAGGGACUGCUCCGAGGUGACGACGAUUUUACUAUAACUGAUAGUAUUUGCGCCCCCAAGUGCGGCGAAUCUCUUCAGGAAUGGUCUAAGGCCUUGUCUGAAAACUGCGACCCACGAUCAUUCAGUCCCAUUACUCUGGUCGAGGGCCGUAUACAGCUUUGUGAUAAGGAUGAAAAGACAGGAGAAUACUGCAAUGCUAUCAUUGAUGCGUUUCCGAACCUACGCGACGAUGAAGUCCUGGUCCCCGAGGACCUUUGCGAGCCAUGCUAUGUCAGACGUAUGUGGAGGUUUGAUAUCAGCCAUUAUAGUCCUGCCAACGGCUGGAUCGAACGUUCUCGUGACCGUAUGGACAAGUAUUGUCCCAAGUCUGUCUUGGCCCAGAAGAGUGCAACCGUGGUUCAAGACAUGUCGUCUACAACAACAGCCGCUGCAUCGGAUUCUUCGACAGUCCCAGAGAAGGUCACAACUGCAGAAAGCACUAUCGCGACCCCAGACACCACUGCAUCGCCAACAGCCGAGACAUUGGAAAAGGUCACUGCUUCAGUGGAGCCUAAUGCAGGUUGA
This is a messenger RNA of Fusarium graminearum PH-1, 747 nucleotides long. RefSeq lists its product as uncharacterized. The transcript is spliced from 3 exons. NCBI's taxonomy places the organism in Eukaryota, Fungi, Ascomycota, Sordariomycetes, Hypocreales, Nectriaceae. The record is from RefSeq and is a predicted model, not a curated record. The coding region runs from base 1 to 747 and encodes 248 amino acids.